Messenger RNA from Fomitopsis serialis, 1002 nucleotides. RefSeq lists its product as uncharacterized. Lineage: Eukaryota; Fungi; Basidiomycota; Agaricomycetes; Polyporales; Fomitopsidaceae. Bases 1 to 1002 code for a protein of 333 amino acids. The transcript has 14 exons. The record is from RefSeq and is a predicted model, not a curated record.
AUGAGCAUGCUCUACGUACCAUACGCCACCGAGAUACCAGAGGAGACUAUAGACACCAAGACUGCUGAGCACGCGACAACAGUCACGGCAGUGCUGAGACGAAAUCCCGAGAAAUGGAUACAUCUUUCCUUCACUUGGUCAGGCAACUGUUCGAAUUGGACGUCGCGGAAUCGGACAGGGGUACCAGCUCUGCUGCAGAGCUUGACGGAUGGAAAGCUGCCCCCUGACGAAGAGACUAUUGCUAAUCUCAAGCUUACGAGCGGGAAGAAGUUCUCCCUCGUCGGAACUCCUCAAGGAAAGGAGAUCAAAGAUCCGUCGCAGCUGGAAUUUUUGCCCGAUGUCCUCAAUGACUUAGAUAUCGACUUCUCCGCAAAUCCAGCAGCGGCGUCGGCCUAUAUCAAUGACCAGCGGAAUCAGCGGAAGAUCCGAGAGUGCACAAGAAGCUGGAGAGAGGGCAAGCGACUGCUCGUGUUGGAUCUUGACUACACUAUCUUGGAUACAAAGCCGCUCACGUCGGGUGCACUCCCACCGCACGAAUGCGCAAGGCCCCGAUUACACGAGUUCCUCGAAGCAAUCUAUCCGCACUACGACAUCUGUAUAUGGUCGCAAACGAGUUGGAUCUGGCUCGAAACAAAACUGAGCGAACUAGGUAUGAUCGGUGGAGGCCAUAGCUAUGAAGUAUGCCUCGGGCUCGUGGCUAAUGAUACACUAGUCCUAGACAAGAAGUGCAUGUUCUCUGUGUUUCAAAACAUGACUGGUGCGCCUUACGGUCCCUAUCUGUUUGUCUUUCUGACUUUGCAGGGGAGAAACUUCGCUUUGAAUCCUAGUCAAGGCCUUAAGAUCGCGCCCUUCAAAGACGCACACCUACCACAGGCUAGGGCGGAUCGGGAGCUUGACAGGCUUAAGCGGUACAUGGUACAUAUCGCGACUGCACACCAAGACUUUCGAGAAGUCGAUCACAAGAAUUGGCAGUAUGUCGUUCGUGGGCUGCCACCCGCGUAA